AAAGAAUAUAACCUGUAAAAAACCAUGUUUUUAGAAGUUGAAUAUUGAAAUAAAAUGGGUAAAGUAAAUAAAAAUAGUACGGCUGGUAAAUCGGAUGCCAAUUUGAAGAGAUUAGAAUCGCUGAAAAAUUUAAAGGAUAAUUAUCACAAUAAAAAAUCGCUAAUUAAAUCCGCCUUGGCGAACAUCGAUGUACCUUCAAAAAAUAAAAUCGUUUUCAGCGAUACUGCCGAAAGGUAUAGUGAAAAUAACUGCACUAAUGAAAGUGGCAAAAAGACGUUAUUCAACGAAAAUGAUUCUGAAGAAGAAUUUGAACCGACCUUUUCAGUAAAAGAGCAUUUCCAAGGGAAAGAAGGACAGAAGUUAUUAGAAUUGCAAUCUAAAUUCAAGAACGAUAAAAGGUUUACUCUCGAUGAGAGAUUUUUGGAGAACAACGAAGCAGAAUCUGUAGAAGUUGCUCCUAAUCAAGAGGCUAAUGAAGAUGUGCCCAUCGAGGAAGAAAAGAAGAGAGAAUACGAGAUUCUCGAGCAAGUUUUAGGAAAGAAAAUCGCUCCUAAAGAAAAACAUGAACCAAGUAAGAAGAAAAUGUUGCGUUUUGAUCCUUCCCAACCGGAACAUUCUAAAUAUGAAAUUCCCAAAGCCGCGCCUGAGAAGAAAAGUAAAAGAAAGCGAAAAAAUUCUGAGGCUGAGGUAACUGAUGAGAAAAAACAAGAGGAGAAAGCAGCACCGGAGGUUUCCAAAGAAGUAUUUUUCCAAGUUUCUGAUAAUUUGAAGCAGACUUUUGAAGAACAGAAAGAAUUUAGCUUACUCAGUAUGUUUGGGCAGCAGCCAGAAGAAAAAAGAGCAGAAGAAGCAUACGCGUCAAAAGAGCAUUCUAAAACAUUGACAAAUGGUUUUCAUAAAGAAAAGAAUCCAUUCAGGUACGACUCAUCUGAUGAUGAAGAUGAAACACGAGAUGUUCAAGAAAGUAAUAAAAAUCAAUCAGUCCCGGCUAAAAAUGAAGAAGUUAGAAAGAAAACUUCUUGGACCGAACCAUUCUUUUUCAAACUGGACGAUUUCAGGUUACAAGAGGGUUUCGAUUUCCUUGAAAAAAUGCAAUCCGAAGAGACAACCGAGUUCAAAAAGUUACGCAGAGACCUCAAAGAAAUAGUCAAAGCAAAAGUAAGAAAUAAUUUAAGGAAAAACAAACCAUUCAAGAAAAAAUUGGGAGGCAACAGAAAGAAGAAAGUUCUUAGACUUAAGAAAGCGAUGAAAAGGUGACAAUAAAAUGUAG
Molecule: messenger RNA, 1270 nt
Organism: Phyllotreta striolata
Lineage: Eukaryota; Metazoa; Arthropoda; Insecta; Coleoptera; Chrysomelidae
Source: the annotation of a GenBank genome assembly